Messenger RNA from Canis lupus familiaris (dog), 2986 nucleotides. It is a transcript of the gene ACSBG2, whose product is annotated as acyl-CoA synthetase bubblegum family member 2. Gene Ontology annotation, cellular component: membrane; endoplasmic reticulum. Gene Ontology annotation, molecular function: long-chain fatty acid-CoA ligase activity. The coding region runs from base 250 to 2406 and encodes 718 amino acids. The transcript has 18 exons. The record is from RefSeq and is a predicted model, not a curated record. NCBI's taxonomy places the organism in Eukaryota, Metazoa, Chordata, Mammalia, Carnivora, Canidae.
CUGGGAUGGAUGGUUCUGGAAGGUUGAAUGGAGUAGAAGGGCUGUCAGGGAGGAAUACUGCCCACCUUUCUGCCUCUUGUCACCGCUACCAUCCUGGCUGGACCCAGACAGUGAUGGGGCCUGGGAAAGUGUAGCACAUGUCCAGACUUCCAGGAGAGGCAACUUAUUUAUCAUCUUUGUGGAAGAAGAAAGCCCUCUGAGUGGCCAGAUGUCUCGGCAGCGAAUGCUAUAAUGUGAUGGCCAGGACUCAUGGCAAGCAGCAGUACAAUGAAGAAUGGUCUCUCCAGAUCUCAAAAGGCUAAAAGCCCAAUGACUCGUGAAGAGAAUGUUACGGAUUCUCAAAUAAACAUGAAUAAAAACAAAGUGACACCUAGGCUGUGGACCAUUCAUCGAGAUGGAGAAGUCCUUCUGAGGCUAUCAAAACAUGGGCCAGGCCAUGAGACCCCAUUAACCAUCCCUGAAUUUUUUCGGGAGUCAGUCAGCCGAUUUGGGAUGUAUCCAGCCCUUGCAACAAAGAACAGUGAGCAUUGGGAAGUUCUGAAUUUUAACCAGUACUACGAAGCUUGUCGGAAGGCAGCAAGAGCCUUGAUCAAGCUGGGCCUGCAGCGUUUCCACGGAGUUGGCAUCCUGGGGUUUAACUCCGUUGAGUGGUUAAUUGCUUCUCUUGGUGCCAUCCUAGCAGGGGGUCUCUGUGUUGGUAUUUAUGCCACCAACUCUGCGGACGCUUGUCAAUACGUCAUUACUAAUGCCAAGGUGAACGUCCUGCUGGUUGAGAAUGACCUACAGCUACAGAAAAUCCUUUCGGCACACAGUGAGAGAGAGAGAGGCAGAGACAUAGGCAGAGGGAGAAGCAGGCUCCAUGCACCGGGAGCCCAACGUGGGAUUCAAUCCCAGAUUCCGCAAAGCAGGAUGGAGACCCUAAAAGCGAUCAUCCAGUACAAGCUGCCAGUGAAGGAGAGCAAUAAUAACCUGUACUCCUGGAAUGAUUUCAUGGAACUUGGCAAUAGCAUCCCCGAUUCCCAGCUGGACCAGAUCAUAGAGAGCCAGAGGGCCAAUCAGUGCGCUGUGAUCAUCUAUACUUCUGGGACCUUAGGCAAUCCCAAGGGAGUGAUGCUUAGCCAUGACAACAUCACCUGGACGGCCGGGGCAGUGGCCAAGAACUGCAGCCUGUCUAAUGCCGCAGAAAAGCAGGAGGUGGUGGUCAGCUACCUUCCUCUCAGCCACGUUGCAGCUCAGAUGAUGGAUGUCUGGAUACCUAUGAAGAUCGGGGCUUUCAUCUACUUUGCUCAGCCAGAUGCUCUCACGCAGGGCACCCUGAUCAACACUCUGCUGGAAGUAAAGCCUACAGCCUUCCUGGGGGUGCCCCGAAUUUGGGAGAAGAUGCAGGAGAAGAUAAAAGAAAGUGGUGCCAAAUGCUCAAGCUUGAGGAAGAAGGUGUUUUCAUGGGGAAGAAUUAUUGGCUUAAAGGUCAAUACAAAAAGGAUGUUUGGGGUCCACGACACUACCAUGAGCUACCGCGUGGCAAAGGCCCUCGUGUUCAGCAAAGUCAGGAACGCCCUUGGCCUUGAUCAAUGCCAAAUUCCUAUCAGUGGGGCUGCACCCCUCAACCCAGAGACCUCUGAGUUCUUCCUAAGCCUGGACAUACCUAUAGGCGAGAUGUACGGGAUGAGCGAAAGCACAGGACCCCACACCACAUCCAGCCGCAAUAACUACAAGAUUCACAGCAGCUGUGGCAAAAUCAUGUCUGGGUGUAAGAACAUGCUGUACCAGCAGAGCAAGGAUGGCACAGGGGAGAUCUGCAUCUGGGGUCGGCACGUCUUCAUGGGCUAUCUGGAGAUGGAAGAUGCGACCAUGGAGGCCAUUGAUGAGGAAGGCUGGCUACACACCGGGGACCUGGGCCGUGUAGACAGUCAUGGUUUCCUCUACAUCACCGGCCGCAUCAAAGAAAUCCUCAUCACGGCUGGCGGUGAGAACGUGGCCCCUGUUCCCAUUGAGAACAUGGUUAAAGAGAAGAUCCCCAUAAUCAGUAAUGCCAUCUUAGUGGGAGAUAAGGCAAAGUUUCUGAGCAUCCUGCUGACGCUGAAGUGUGAGGUCGAUAGGAGGAAUGGAGAGCCACUGGACAAGCUAAGCUUGGAGGCCAUUCAGUUCUGCCGGAAACUGGGGAGCCAUGUGUCCACCGUCUCUGAGAUUUUGGAGCUGCAGGACCCCCUGGUCUACAAGGCCAUCCAGCAAGGCAUAGAUGCUGUGAAUCAGGAAGCCAUUUCCAAUGCACAGAGGAUCCAGAAGUGGGUCAUCCUGGAGAAGGACUUUUCUGUCCACAAUGGAGAGCUGGGUCCAACGACCAAGAUUAGGAGACAUUUUGUAACCCAGAAAUACAGAAAGCAAAUUGAAAGCUUUUACCGCUGACUUCUCUGGUGGAGCUGCUCUUGGCGGUCCCAACGCUUAUCUGGAGCAGGCCUUUGAUCAGAAACCUUGGUGGGAUUAAGUGCCACUUGCCAGGAAACCAGGGAACGAGGCGUGGUGGCCCAUCACAGAGGUAACUGUGGGAUCUCAGAGAGUGAACACACAUAUUUCAAGGCUCUCCAGGUGAUAACCUUUCUCCGCUCUCCAGCCUCCAAAAGAAUGACCUCACUGUGACACAUGAUUUGCCUGUAUAGGGACUUUCACUCCUGUUUUUAAGAAGCUAGAUUCCCUACAGAUCAAUCUCUUGAUUAUUUACCUGUUAAAGAGAUUCCCCCACUGGGACCUGGCAAGCCUUUUGAAACAACAGGAUCAUCACAGAUCUCUGAAUUCCUAUGAACCUUCAAGGCAUGAUCCCAAAAAAGCUUACAGAGGACUGGCUGAGACAUGAGAAAGAAAAGCCUUCACAAAUUUGAAGAAGUGAGUCCUCAAACCAACGCAUCUUCCUAGAAGCAAUGGAAACCCUUCCAACAAGUUCUGAUAAUAAAGUACUUCAGCAUCCCAUGUCCUGAUCUUCAGCCCCAGA